Molecule: messenger RNA, 2599 nt
Organism: Closterium sp. NIES-67
Lineage: Eukaryota; Viridiplantae; Streptophyta; Zygnematophyceae; Desmidiales; Closteriaceae
Source: the annotation of a GenBank genome assembly
GCGUCAGGGCCGUCAUGGCCCCAAGGGGGGGCGUGGUGUCGGGGGUGGUUGGGGUGGUGGGGGUGGUGGUGGUGGUGGUGGUGGUGGUGGCAGGGACAAUGGGUCUGGCGAGGGGAUCGGGGCUAUUGACGAUGAACGGGGUAUUUCGAGAUCUGCUCGGUAAAUGUGUGAUCAUUUAUCUGGAUGACAUCGCGAUUUACAACACGACACGGGAGCAGCACUCAAAGGACCUGGAAGCAGUUUUUCAGCGCUUGCAGCAGAAUCGUCUCAUCACCUCUAAGUGCGAGUUUUUAAAACCCGAACUGGAGAGAGUCCAGCUACCCAACUGGGACGAUAUAGGAGAUAUCCCAGUGGAGACACUCGCCAGAUUCGAGAAGGACGUGAAACGAACCGACACCGGGUUCCUGGCGAUAGCAAAAGACGUGGAGAAUGACGGAGAGAAAGUCUCGGAACCUCCAGAAAAAAUCAAGGACUUGCUGAAGGAGUUCCAAGACAUUCUUCCCGACGACCUCCCGGACGAACUACCGCCAUACCAAACGCACCAACACAAGAUCGUGGAGGAACCAGGUUCGAAACCGACCUUCCGAGCACCAUAUCGGCUAAGCCCCACAAAACUAGCCGACAUGAAGAAGCAGAUCGAGUAUCUCCUCGCCAAAGGACUCAUCCGACCAUCCACUUCGCCAUACGGUGCCCCAGUGCUCUUCACACCGAAACCGGACGGAAGCCUGCGCAUGUGCAUCGACUACCGAGCUCUCAACAAGCAGACCAUCAAGAACAAAUAUCCAAUACCACGAAUCGAUGACCUGCUUGACCAGCUUCGGGGAGCUACUGUAUUUUCAAAACUAGAUCUGCGGUCCGGAUACUGGCACAUAAGAAUGGCGGACGAUUCUGUUCACAAGACUGCUUUCCGAACUCGGUACGGAUCGUACGAGUAUUUGGGCAUGCCGUUCGGACUCACCAACGCACCUGCAACUUUCCAAGCAGAGAUGAAUCAUACCCUACGCCCACUCUUGGACGAAUGCGUGGUGGUGUACCUGGACGACAUCCUCAUCUACUCGCGCAACAUGCAACAAUACGUCGAGCACCUACGACGCGUCUUCGAAAUUCUUCGACGAGAACGCUUCUACGUCAAAUUAUCCAAGAGCAACUUCGCCCUCGAGAAGGUCCAAUUCCUUGGACAUAUUGUAAGCGUUCAAGGAGUUCACGUCGACCCCAAGAAAAUCGAAGCCGUGCGUACGUGGAAGACACCCGAGAACGUGAAGGAGUUACAGCAGUUCCUUGGCUUUGCUAACUACUACAACAGGUUCGUGCCACAAUACGCGAAGAUCGCCGCGCCACUCACGAAUCUGCAAAAGAAGAACACGCCCUAUAAAUGGGAGCUACAACACCAGGAAGCCGUGGAGCAGCUGAAACAAGCACUCACGUCCGCACCCGUACUCAUCUUGCCAGACCCCGAACGCGACUAUGUUAUCGAAGCUGACGCCAGCGACCAGGCAGUGGGAGCAGUCUUGAUGCAAGACCAAGGGAAUGGCCUGCAACCAAUCGCCAACCUCAGCAAAAAAUUACAUGGAGCAGAACUCAACUACCCGAUACACGACAAGGAGGCCCUUGCUAUCAUAAUCGCCUUCAAAACGUGGAGAUGUUAUCUCGAAGGGCGCAAGACGACAGUUUACAACGACCAUUGCAGCCUUAAAUAUUUGAAGACGCAACCAAGCCUCUCCAGGCGGGAGGUCCGGUGGAUUGACUUCCUCGAGACACACUUCCACUACGACAUCGUGUACAAGCCCGGCCGCAAAAAUAAAGCAGAUGCGCUUAGCCGGCCUGCACACGUUGACGCUAUCCAAGUUGAAGGGAUGAAUCCACUCCUCAAGGGACUCUUCAUACACGGGUAUACCAUCGACCCAGAAAUUCCCUUGGCUGAAAAGCAACAUCUGCUACAGUGGGACAACGACAUCGCGUACCGAAAAGGAUCAAUGAAGAUCUGGGUACCUAAUUACCCUCCAUUGCGCCAGUUACUACUCGAAGAAUACCACGACGUCCUAUACGCGGGACACUUCGGUUGCAACAAGACGCUCACCGGUAUCGCCAAACACUACUACUGGCCCCACAUGGCAGAUGCCGUACAGGAAUUCGUCACCUCGUGCACUACAUGUCAGCGGAUGAAGCGCAGCAAGCAGAAAAAGGCGGGUCUGCUACAGCCUCUUCCUCGUGCACAAUUUGUUGUUCGCUACAUCAUCUCACAACAUGGCAUUCCGACCACACUCAUCUCCGACCGAGACCCUAAGCUCACCAGUAAAUUCUGGGAAGAACUUAUGUCUCUGCUCGAGACCAAACUCGCCAUGUCAUCCGCUUACCAUCCGCAGACAGAUGGACAGACCGAGCGCCUCAACCAAAUUGUGGAGCAACUCCUCCGUGCAGCCUGCAAGGACGACAUCUCCCAAUGGGACUUGCAUCUGCCCAUCCUGGAGUUUGCCUACAACAAUGCUACUUACGCCGCUACUGGACAGACGCCGUUCUUCCUCUGUUACGGACGCCACCCACUCACACCUCAACAGUCAACCAUACCAGCCACAUAGCCCUUGCUCCUCUUCCUCCCUGU